GAAGGUCUACUCCAGAAGAUUAACAUCCCCAGUCCUGUCAGUUUCCGAUGGCCAUGCCCGCUUAAAAAAACCCCAUCCUCAUCCUCAUUAAAAAAAAAAAAAUACAAGCCCAAGUCAUCUGCUCGUUGCCGAUCGGCACUCGCCUAAGGAAUGGCCGAACCUUUUGCGAAUGAGUUGGCGUCCGCAGCUGCCAGAGGGGACCUAGCGCAAGUUACUAAUUUGUUGGAAAGGAAUGUAAACGUCAAUGCACAAAAUGGAUUUGGGAGGACUGCGCUGCAGGUGAUGAAGCUUGGAUAUCCGGAGAUCGCCCGGCGCUUGCUGCUGCGAGGCGCCAACCCCGACCUGAAAGACGGCACCGGCUUCGCGGUGCUGCACGACGCGGCUCGCAGCGGCUUCCUGGACACCCUGCAGACUUUGCUGGAGUUCCAGGCGGACGUGAACGUGGAGGACAGCGGGGGCAACCUGCCCUUGCACCUGGCCGCCCAAGAGGGCCACCUUCCCGUCGUGGCCUUCCUGCUCGAGCGCACGGCCAGCCGGGUGGAGCAUCGCAACAAGCAGGGCGCCACCGCCUACGACCUGGCCAAGCUCUACAAGCGGGAGGCGGUCGCCGAACUGCUCGAGGGCCGCUGCAGCAGCCGGCGGAGGGAGGGCGCCCUCAGCGGGGACUGAAGCACUUACCCCGCCUCGCUCAGGACUCGAACUCUCCCCAAACUUACCUGCUUUUCCCACCCCUGUCCCUCUCCCCCACAACCGCCUCCUUUCUCCCUCUUAAUCAAAAUAUACCAACAAAUUGUGUAGGUCUCUUUCAAUUGCAGACGUAGGGGUGAUUUUUUUCCUCUCUGUCUCUGAUAGAAGAACAAGAGAGAGAAAAUCACUUCAGUAGCAGCUUUCCGCAAAGGCAGGCUAAACCAGCCAGCCCCCACGGCCGCUCGCUUUCUUUUAGGCCGCAAUCCUAUGUUUGGAGCGGGGAAGAAAAAAGCCUUCAACUCCCAGCAUUCCCCAGCCAACCCUGGGAAUUGUAGGAGGUUUUGCUGCCUAAACAUGCAUAGGAGCGCGCCUGGAGCGCCAUUUUUCUUGAUAGAAAGGCGGGACACAAAUCAAAUAAAUGCAAUUGCUUUUAACUUGGUUUGUCCCUACUCACCCCGCUUUUCACUUUAAAAAAGUAAUGGUAUCACGACCUGCUUUGCUUUUUUAUAAAAAAAGAUUUUGCGAGGCUCACUGUGAUUUUUCUCCUUCCUCUCCCCUGAAAAUCAUCUUGCCUAACAAAAUUUAAAAAAAAUAAAAAUAAAACACUGCAUGAAGGAGUGUGCCACCAUGCUGUGAAAGGGCUUUGUGUCCGAAG
This is a messenger RNA of Elgaria multicarinata webbii, 1342 nucleotides long. RefSeq names its product cyclin dependent kinase inhibitor 2C (gene CDKN2C). Gene Ontology annotation, cellular component: cytoplasm; nucleus. The record is from RefSeq and is a predicted model, not a curated record. Gene Ontology annotation, biological process: negative regulation of cell population proliferation; regulation of cyclin-dependent protein serine/threonine kinase activity; regulation of G1/S transition of mitotic cell cycle. Bases 151 to 669 code for a protein of 172 amino acids. NCBI's taxonomy places the organism in Eukaryota, Metazoa, Chordata, Lepidosauria, Squamata, Anguidae. The transcript is spliced from 2 exons. Gene Ontology annotation, molecular function: cyclin-dependent protein serine/threonine kinase inhibitor activity; protein kinase binding.